AUGACUGAAAUGCAAAAAAAAAUCGACAAACUGGAAAACAACGCUCAAGAGGAGAAAAACAAAAGAAAGGGAUUGGAAAAGGAAAUUUCAGAACUAAAGGAGCAGUUGGAGAGGAAAGAUAAAGAUGCAGAGUGGUCACAGGCCAGGGUUUCGCCAGCCAACCUCCUUCAGGUGCCGGGAAGCAGCCGACAGUCAACACCACCCUCCUCACCAACCUCCCGGCGCCAAUCCCAGCUCUUCAACGUGGCUGUGGACGACACCAAAGACUCCACGGAGGACGCCGAUCCCGCCAGCCCCCCUGUCUCACAAACAUCUCCCGUUCAGGUGCACAUAAUUCCGCCGUCAGCCUCUCCCCCGGCCUCUCCCGUCGCGGCACCUGCCUCUCCCGUCGCGGCACCUGCCUCUCCCGUCGCGGCACCUGCCUCUCCCGUCGCGGCACCUGCCUCUCCCGUCGCGGCACCUGCCUCUCCCGUCGCGGCACCUGCCUCUCCAGUCGCGGCACCUGCCUCUCCAGUCGCGGCACCUGCCUCUCCAGUCGCGGCACCUGCCUCUCCAGUCGCGGCACCUGCCUCUCCAGUCGCGGCACCUGCCUCUCCAGUCGCGGCACCUGCCUCUCCAGUCGCGGCACCUGCCUCUCCAGUCGCGGCACCUGCCUCUCCCGUCGCGGCACCUGCCUCCACCGCACCUCCUCCUGCCUCCACCGCACCUCCUCCUGCCUCCACCGCACCUCCUCCUGCCCCAGCAGCCCUGCAGGCAGCCCCUGGUGGUGCUCAGCUGCCGCAGCCUCGACCAGCCAGGCGGCGUCAGUGGGCGCUUGUUGCUGACCCUGCGCUGAUCGUCGUUGGUAAGCGGCAGAGGCGAGCGCCGGAGCGCUACCAGGCCCCUGCAGACUCCCUGCGUAAGCGGGCCAGGAGGAACUAA
This is a messenger RNA of Uloborus diversus, 921 nucleotides long. RefSeq lists its product as uncharacterized. The coding region runs from base 1 to 921 and encodes 306 amino acids. Lineage: Eukaryota; Metazoa; Arthropoda; Arachnida; Araneae; Uloboridae. The transcript has 2 exons. The record is from RefSeq and is a predicted model, not a curated record.